This is a messenger RNA of Aspergillus campestris IBT 28561, 1305 nucleotides long. Its product is annotated as C2H2-type zinc finger protein. Bases 1 to 1305 code for a protein of 434 amino acids. Lineage: Eukaryota; Fungi; Ascomycota; Eurotiomycetes; Eurotiales; Aspergillaceae. Gene Ontology annotation, molecular function: DNA-binding transcription factor activity, RNA polymerase II-specific; RNA polymerase II cis-regulatory region sequence-specific DNA binding. Gene Ontology annotation, cellular component: nucleus. The transcript has 2 exons. Gene Ontology annotation, biological process: regulation of transcription by RNA polymerase II. The record is from RefSeq and is a predicted model, not a curated record.
AUGGCGGACUCCCCCGGUUCUCCCCUCUCAUCGAUCGCCUCCGAUGACCUGUCGGACCGCGAGGAUCUAAAGCAAGGCUUCUCGCCAUCAACAGCCAACAUGCCUCCAUCCAAGCGCCGUCGCACCGGCGUCGCAUCCUGGGAUCGCAACACCCCAGUGUCGACCUCCUUCCAGGAAGAACAGCCGCCCGCGUCGCCCUCCACCUCCAUCUCCUCGGACACCUCGGGCGAACUCCCCAACUCCCCCAGCACGCUGGCCCUCAUCGGCGGUAGCCAGGAUGACGACUACAGUGGACUGGGAAACGACCAGGUGACCGUGUGCCGAUGGGAAGGUUGCGACGUCGGCGACCUGGGCAACAUGGACGCUCUCGUCGAGCACAUCCACAACGAUCACGUCGGCAGCCGGCAGAAACGCUACUCCUGCGAGUGGUCCGAUUGCUCUCGAAAGGGCCAGUCGCAUGCGAGCGGAUACGCCCUACGCGCGCACAUGAGGAGUCACACCCGCGAGAAGCCUUUUUACUGUGCCCUUCCAGAAUGUGAUCGCAGCUUCACCCGCUCCGACGCCCUAGCCAAACACAUGCGCACAGUCCACGAAACCGAAGCCCUCCGGCCCUCCGACCCCGUCUCCAAAUACCACAGCGCGCCGCUCUCCGCCGUCGGCACGCCCACCAGCACCCCCGCCAGCAAAGUGCAGCGCAUCAAGCUGAAGUUGUCGCAUCCGCCGCGGGACGAACCCGAGCGGUUCAGCGAGAGCGCCCCCGAAGACCACCACCCCCACACGGCGGCCGGGGACGAUCUCGACGAAUUCGAGCUGCCCGAGUUCAGCCGCGAGUCGGGCUUCGAUGACCACGAGCUGCAGCUGCCACCGCGUGACCUAUACCGACUCCUCCGUCGGCAGAUUCACUGGGCUGAGAAGGAGGGCGUGGAACUGCGCAGCGAGUGGGAGAAGAUUCGACCAAAGCGGAAGCAAGCGUGGCUCGAGAAGGAAGCUAUCUUCGAUGAUGUGAUCGAUGCCCAGCUGAGGCUCUUCAGCGCCCUCGUCGCUAACGAGGGCGUACCUGUUACCCCGGCGGUGGGGGGUAGUACAGCCGCGAAUGGGAUAGAGAAGUCUUCAGCGGAGCAUCAGCAGCAACAACUGCAACAGGAGCAACAACAGCGAGACCAAGAGCAACAACAGCAGCAACAACAACAACGGCAUGACUCCUCCUCCGACUCCGAUGAAGACGACUCCGAUGAAGACGACGAAGAAGACCAGGGUCACACAGAUGUGAAACCAAACCUGGAAUCGGAACCAGUCGCUGCCUGA